AUGAUGGCAAAGUGUCUUGGAAAUGAAGCGGUGCAGAUCCCGCUGCGGUACGAGGAAAUCUUCCUACGGAAGUUCCUGGACGAACGCCACGUCCAGUACUACAACGAACUGGUAGCGAAGCAUGGAUACGGUGCUCCAGUCGUGCAUGUACAGGGCAACCAGGCUGUCGGGCUCUCAAGUGGAGUGUGA
Messenger RNA from Phytophthora nicotianae INRA-310, 189 nucleotides. RefSeq lists its product as hypothetical. The transcript has a single exon. The record is from RefSeq and is a predicted model, not a curated record. The coding region runs from base 1 to 189 and encodes 62 amino acids. NCBI's taxonomy places the organism in Eukaryota, Oomycota, Peronosporomycetes, Peronosporales, Peronosporaceae.